AUGACAUCACCUAAUGUAUCGAAUGAAGUGAAUAUACCGAACUCGACAAUCGGCAGUGAGAAAUCGGGAAGUCAGCCUUUAAGCUCUAUAUCACAUGCUAUUCAGAUUUUAUCUUAUUUUUUACAGAAUUUUCGUUGUAAAUAUGACUGUACAGUUGAUAUGAAAGAGUCGGAAAUGUUUCAAGCAAAACCACGAAAAGAUGUGUUUCUUACUAUUGGGAUACCAACUGUUCUGAGAUCGAAAAGUUCCUAUCUCAACAGCACACUAACCUCUCUUAUAUCGGCCUUGACCCCACAAGAGCAUGAUGAGGUUCUUAUCCUCGUAUUUUUGGCGGAUUUUAACAAAACCGACAAAUAUCAUCUAGCUAAGGAUUUAAACAAAAGUUUUGGUAAAUAUAUCCGCAGUGGAUUAAUCCGAGUGAUUCAGGCACCAAAAACGUUUUACCCCAAAGAUAAGAUCAAGCGACUGACAUACGAUCAAAGUAAACGUUAUGUGAAUUGGCGGUCGAAGCAAUGUUAUGAUUUCGCAUACAUGUUUAAAUACGCUUCAAACCUUUCACAAUAUUAUAUGCAAAUAGAGGAUGAUGUCUCGACAGGGGUGGGAUUUUUAAAGAACGUGAAGAGUUAUAUGGACAGUCGAAAGGAUUGGAUUUGUUUGGAAUUUUCCGAGUUGGGAUUUAUUGGGAAGUUAUAUCGCACUGAACAUCUGGAGAGAUUAGCCAUACUGAUGAUGAUGUUCUACUCCGAGCAACCAGUCGACGUCACAUAUCUGUACUUCAAUCGUUUGAUGGUGCAAUACGGACGGAACUUACAAAUACCGACUUUAUUUCAACAUAAUGGUCUAUAUUCUUCUUUAAAUGGUAAACUACAGCGCUUAAAAGACCGUUUUUAUAUCCACGACCUAAAAGUCUUAAAGGGCGAUAACCCUCCAGCUGACGUAUUUACCAAUAUGGCAGUGUACAUGGAUAUGGGUCCCAAAUUUGCGUAUUCUGCAUCCGAUGGAAUAUUUUGGAGUCACGGGGCGCAGAAAAGUGGAGACACAUUGACUGUGAUUUUCCAAAAACCGCAGAAAUUAAAACGUGUCGCAGUGUUAACAGGGGGAAAGAACGCGCCAAAAGACAAAAUAUACAAUGGGAGAGUGGAAGUUAGUUUAACUUUACUGAAUAAUUCCAAUUCUCAUGAAUGUACGAAUAAUAUUCAAAUUGGAAAUUUCGUUGACGGAGUGAUGGAUAAUGGUGACUUGGGUUCGAUUGUGAAGUUUAAAGUAAUGUGUGUCGUGAUAACAGUGACUAAAAAUAUGGAUCCAUGGAUUAUUAUAAGGGAGAUCGCCGUGUUCACGUCAUAA
Messenger RNA from Lottia gigantea (owl limpet), 1344 nucleotides. RefSeq lists its product as hypothetical. The record is from RefSeq and is a predicted model, not a curated record. Gene Ontology annotation, molecular function: acetylglucosaminyltransferase activity. NCBI's taxonomy places the organism in Eukaryota, Metazoa, Mollusca, Gastropoda, Lottiidae. Bases 1 to 1344 code for a protein of 447 amino acids. Gene Ontology annotation, biological process: protein N-linked glycosylation. The transcript has 3 exons.